This is a messenger RNA of Zingiber officinale, 1050 nucleotides long. Its product is annotated as protein C2-DOMAIN ABA-RELATED 4-like. Bases 52 to 549 code for a protein of 165 amino acids. The transcript is spliced from 3 exons. The record is from RefSeq and is a predicted model, not a curated record. Lineage: Eukaryota; Viridiplantae; Streptophyta; Magnoliopsida; Zingiberales; Zingiberaceae.
CAUGAACACCCCCCCGUGGACUCUCCUCUCUUUCUUCGUCUUCGAGGUUCCAUGGAGGAUCUGCUGGGGCUCCUCAAGGUGCGGGUGGUGAAGGGCGUCAACCUCGUCUACCGAGACGCCACCCAAAGCGACCCAUACGUUAUCGUCCGCAUGGGAGGCCAGAAAUUGAAGACAAGUGUAAAAAAGAAUGAUGUUAAUCCAGUUUGGAACGAAGAUCUGACUCUUGCUGUCUCGGAUCCUAUUCAACUACUUAAGCUUCAAAUUUUCGACAAGGACACAUUUAGCCAAGAUGACAAAAUGGGCGAUGCGCAGAUCGAUAUCCUUUCAUUUGUAGAGGCAACAAAGUUGAACUUAUCCAACAUCCCUAAUGGCACCGUGAUCACCACCGUGAAGCCCAACCGACACAACUGCUUGGCCGACGAGAGUACCAUUGUUUGGAAAGAUGGCACAGUUGUUCAAGACAUUAUUGUCAGGCUAAAAAAUGUAGAGAGUGGCGAAUUGGAACUGCAGUUGUCGUGGAUCAAUCUAUCCCAAGCUUCAGGGUCGUAAGCUGCUUGAUUCUGUGAAUGAUGAAAUACUUUUGUUCUGCUACCCCAAGUACAACGUUUGAAUCAAUUCGACAAGCAUCCGCUAUCUAUUUUCAUUAUUGACUUGUUAGCUCCAGUCGUAGAAGCAAUGUGUUCAGUGGAAAUGCCAAAUAAACCUUUGAGUAUGUUCCUCUAAUUGUUUUGUUUUCACCUGAAAAUCAGAGGAUGAGCAGGUUGUGUAUCGAUCUUUCAGAAGAAGAUUAGGAUCUUUUACGAUCUUCAGUUAUCUGUCCUGUCAUGGUUUCACUUCGACAGUUGAUGACUGGCAUCCCAUCGCAUCGAGAACUAGGUUUGCUAAUUGUUAUUUAUGUAUGUAGCUCUUGCUGAACUCUAGGACUUAAGUGAUCUUGAAAAUGUAACUCCAAGCUAUAAGGCAGUGGCUAAUAGCUUCGAUGACCAUGAACUAAGCAGCUGUUUGUUAUUUACUCUGCAGUAAAAUUUAUCAUGGGUCAAAAUUUGGUUC